Molecule: messenger RNA, 387 nt
Organism: Candidula unifasciata
Lineage: Eukaryota; Metazoa; Mollusca; Gastropoda; Stylommatophora; Geomitridae
Source: the annotation of a GenBank genome assembly
AUGAGGUUGACAGACGCAGUAUUAGUCACUGCUCCUUUAAAAAAGUUUACAAACUACAAAAAUCCUGGCUACAAAUAUAAAGUUGUGCGAAUACCAGCACUGAAAGAUGAAGUACGGGUCAGGAAAGAGCAACCUAAAGCUGGCGCCUGUGUUAAUGAGAUGUCAAGCAUGAUGGAUUGCUGGAAAAGAACAGAUUUCAGUCAAGCAGCUUGCGAUGCAGAAGCUCAGGCCUUUCUCAAAUGUAUUGCGAUAGCGGAGGCUGAAAAAAAAGAAGCUCUUGUACGCGCCUCGAAAGGUCUGCCAGCUAAAGGAUCAAACAUGAGGCCCAGCAAGCAGGUCAACGAAAUGCUGGCGAAAUUUCCCCAACCACCGACCAACCUCUUGUAA